GCGCGCGCCCGCCCCCGCUACGAGCGCGCCCGCCCGCACGAGCACGCGCCUCGUUAGUGGAGUAGAAGGUUCAGUAAAGAGCGACGGCGUGUUACAAAACCGAGCACACGGACCGACACUUAUAAAGAGAUAUUAAGUGAAUUUCCAAGCCGUAAAUCACUUAGAACCGUUUCCAAUCUUUUUUUUGUGCCUCUGAGCCUUUUUUCCGUCUUGGAAUUGUCCAAUGUUUUUCAUCACACACUGAAUUAAAGUGAUUGAGAAGGAUAACUACAGCAGACCUUCUGUCCUCCAGAGCAACGGAGCCGUUCAUCUCCCACCACACACACAGCAGCGUGCAAGUGACCUCAGCCAUGGGCUGCUUUGCUUCCAGAUUGUUUUGGAUCCUUCUAUUUGCCCAGCUUGUUGCACUUUUGCCUGGAUCAUCAGGGGCACCGCAGGGCUGCGGAUCCAACGUGAGCUCUCUCUACUAUAACCUGUGUGACCUUGGUGCAGUUUGGGGCAUCGUGCUGGAGGCAUUUGCUACCGCUGGAGUCGUGGUAUGCCUCAUACUGAUCAUGGUUCUCCUCGCAAGCAUUCCAUUUAUGUCAGACAAUAGGCGGCGCAGGUCGGUAUCACUGGACGCUGGCUUACUUUUGGGCACUCUGGGCCUUUUUGGGCUGGCAUUUGCCUUUAUCGUGGGCAAGGAUUUCGCCACGUGUACCUCACGUCGCUUCCUGUUUGGUGUGUUGUUCGCCGCUUGCUUCUCAUGUCUCCUUAUGAAAGCUGUCAAUUUCAACAUUCUGUCCACACAACAAGGCACCCGAUCUUGGCCACUCUGCCUUGGAGCCUUGGCUCUUUGGUUGGUCGAAGUGAUCAUCAACACAGAAUGGUUGAUUAUCACCAUGGUCCGCCAGCCCCUUAAUGUCACCUCUAGUACCCCUGGACCAUGCAUGAUUUUUAAAGAAGACUUCGUAAUGGCUCUCAUUUAUGUAAUGGUCCUGCUGGUAGCUGUGUUUGUGGCAUCCAUAUCAAUCCUGUGUGGCAAGCACCAGCACUGGCACAAGAGUGGAGUCUUCAUCCUGCUCACUGCAAUGUUCUCGCUGGGCAUUUGGGUGGCCUGGAUCAUCAUGUACACUUAUGGCAAUGGCAAGCAUGGCAGCUGGGAGUGGAACGACCCAACCCUCACUAUAGCGCUUGUCGCUAACGCCUGGGUGUUCCUGCUGCUUCAUACAGUGCCCGAGCUUUGCCAAGCGACUGACAACUUAGACGAGGUAUCGGACCUUACCACUGAUGUCUAUACAAACCAAGGUGUGGGUUAUGAGAACAUCCUGAAGGAGCAAAGCUCGCAGAACAUAUUCAUGGAAAAUAAGGCCUUCUCUAUGGACGAACCCAAAGCAGCUAACAAGCCACUGUCUCCAUACAGCGGCUACAACGGGCAGAUUCGCGGCUCUGUGUACCAGCCUACAGAGCUCGCGAUUAUCACCAAAGGAGUGAAUCACCAGAUGGACCAUUUUACCGAUACUUCGAUCCCACGAGCCUCUCUCGCCUCUCCACUCAGUCAGAGCGGCAACCUCAGCCCGACCCUGUCCGACAUGGGACAGAAACCUGUAACUAAUGGAAAUGGCUUGCACUGGAAAUCGCAGUGGUGAAUCUAGCCAAGACUUCCUGAAUGCCUUACUCUGCUGUUCCCCCCCCCCUCAUCUAUGUUUUCAUUAAAGAACUUUACAAGCUUCAUUUUGGAAUGGCUAGGAGUCCAUGUGUCCAGUUAGAGGCAACAUGCGGGCAGUUUGUCCCCAGUGAUGCUGAACUGGAAAUGAAGUCCAGGAGUUGAGACUGCCCAGGUGGAUAGUGGACAUGAAGUGUAUUACAUGCUGGCUGCCUUAGCUACUACGCUACUAUGCAUUGUAAGGAAAAAGCAUGUACGAUGAAUGGUUCUUCACUUUGAUACUUAAUAAUUGAAAUAAUCAGUCUGGUUUUGGAUUCUGACACUUUCAGAAACGGAUAGCAACAGUACUCUUGCUUGUUGCUGAGGUAGCACUCUCAAGAGUACAUUUUUGAGAUCAUUCACUCGGAAACAUGGAUGUAGUGGACUUACUGUAUACAAUAUUUCAAAAAAUGAGAUGUAAGCUCUGAAUUUACACUACAUGCACACACAGUAAAGAUCUCAUCUGCUGCACACAGUAAUGUUUAAGUAGUGAGAGCAUCACUAUGCAUGCAUUUCCUUUAAGUUUAUUGGUACAACUGGACCAAAGGUACCAAACUGCUCAUUUAAUGGUAGAAACUGUUUAAGAUAAGUCCUGUACUAUUGCUAUGUAUCUUUCAACUUUUAAAGCUCAGUUUCGAAAGACCCUCCUUGUAUCUUGAGAGCUUGAAUUUACUUUGUGCCUUUAUAGUAUAGUACACUUUGUGACAGUGUAGAUGCAGCAACAUCUCUGUACAGUAGAUGUCUUAUGAUUACUGUACUUUUAAUUGUGCCUGAUUGAAAGAAUGUUGUAUUGUAAGAUUUUAAUGCAAAAAUGUGUUCAGUAUUGCAACACAUUACACACAGGCUUUUCUUUAAUGAUUGUCAUAAUUCUGGACUUAAUAAGUUUGUGUGAGAGAGUAUGUGGUAUGUGUGAUGUGAUUAUGUACAUACCAUGCAUCCUCGAUACUCGCGGGGGUUGCGUUCUGUGACCCCUAGCGAGUAACAAAAAAUCGUGAGGUUUCGACUCUCUACAUAUACUGUAAACUCAUUGUGAAUUAUUUGUCAUAAAUGUUUUCUUUACUACUUUAAAUGAAUGAUACAAUAAUAAAAUAAUAGUUUUUCAAAAA
Silurus meridionalis is the source of this 2790-nucleotide messenger RNA. RefSeq names its product G protein-coupled receptor, class C, group 5, member C (gene gprc5c). Gene Ontology annotation, cellular component: intracellular membrane-bounded organelle; extracellular exosome; signaling receptor complex. Gene Ontology annotation, biological process: G protein-coupled receptor signaling pathway. Gene Ontology annotation, molecular function: protein kinase activator activity; G protein-coupled receptor activity. The record is from RefSeq and is a predicted model, not a curated record. NCBI's taxonomy places the organism in Eukaryota, Metazoa, Chordata, Actinopteri, Siluriformes, Siluridae.